Molecule: messenger RNA, 603 nt
Organism: Camelus dromedarius (Arabian camel)
Lineage: Eukaryota; Metazoa; Chordata; Mammalia; Artiodactyla; Camelidae
Product: 17-beta-hydroxysteroid dehydrogenase type 6-like
Exons: 2
Biological process (GO): retinol metabolic process; steroid metabolic process
Cellular component (GO): intracellular membrane-bounded organelle
Molecular function (GO): all-trans-retinol dehydrogenase (NAD+) activity
Source: RefSeq, a predicted model, not a curated record
UCUUCUCACCAUGUGGCUGUGCCUGGUGGCCCUGGUGGGCCUGUACCACCUCCUGCGCUGGUACCGGGAGAGGCAGGUGGUGAGCCACCUCCGGGACAAGUACGUCUUCAUCAUGGGCUGUGACUCGGGCUUCAGGAAACUGCUGGCCAGGCAGCUGGACCUGCGAGGACUCAGGGUGCUGGCUGCGUGUCUGACCGAGAAGGGGGCCCAGAAGCUGAAGGGCCAGACGUCAGAUAGGGUGGAGACGGUAAUCCUGGAUGUCACCAACACACAGAGCAUCGCUGCGGCCACCCAGUGGGUGAAAAAGCGUGUGAGGGACAGAGAUUUUGAAACCACAAGAAAAGGGCUGUCGCAAAUUAGCCCAAACAUGAGCCUGGUCACGGACUGCAUGGAACACGCUCUGACAUCUGUGCAUCCCCGCACUUGAUAUUCAGCUGGCUGGGAUGCUCAAUUUUUCUUCAUCCCUCUAUCUUAUUUACCUACAUCACUGGCAGACUACAUAUUGACUAGACCCUGGCCCAAACCAGCCCAGGAAGUCUAAAGAAAACUGGCUUGGUGGCUCUUGAAAUGAAGAAGGCAAAAAUCUGAAAUUGAUUGUUAGUG